AUAUUUCUCCCGCUAAUCGCGUCUACUGAAUAGAAAGUCUUCAGCUCAUCAAUCUAGUCAUAUGCACUAGUAUAGCAGUGUGCUUGUUAGUACUCAUUAAGCAUGCCUAACACAAUUCUAUUAAUUGACCAAUCUCUUUAUGCACGCACAUCACACUUGAAGCUUACAAAUACCCUCCUAAUUAACCCAUUCAAUUAAUUAUUCCCACACACAAAUUAACAAAAAUAAAAAAUAUGGCACUCCCAAAACCAAUCCAAAUGCUCAUUCUCAUUCUCAUCAUCCUUCACUACUCAUCACCAGUACCAAUAGCUCUUGCUGCUUAUUAUAAUAAAAUCCCCACCUACAAUGUUUUGAAUUUCGGGGCCUCGCGCUACGGGCUAUCCGACUCCAAGUGGGCCUUUCUGCAGGCGUGGAACCGGGCCUGCGCCUAUCUGGGGCCCGCAGCCAUUAUUUAUGUGCCCGAGGGGAGGUACCACUUGGGGGCCGUGAUUUUUUAUGGCCGCACCUGCAAGAGGAAGGCCAUCGCGAUUCACAUCGACGGGACUCUUGUGGCUCCCUCGAAUUACGAGGUUCUCGGGAAUAGGGAGUACUGGUUGAAGUUCGUGGGGGUCAACGGAGUUUCUAUCUUUGGCGGAAAUCUUGACGGCCAAGGGAAGAGUCUGUGGGCCUGUAAAAAUUCCGGCAAUAGUUGUCCUCAUGGAGCCAUGUCAUUGACGUUCUACAAUUCCAAAAACAUAUACAUCAACGGAUUAACCUCGUACAACCCCCAAUUUUUCCACAUUCUUGUGGAGGGUUGUCAAAAUGUCAAGCUCACAAAUGUGAAGAUACGGGCCCCGGCCCACAGCCCGAACACCGACGGCAUUCACGUGAACAUGUCCACCGGAGUUACUAUCACCAACUCUAACAUUGGCACGGGCGACGAUUGCGUCUCUAUCGGCCCCGGAACCUCCAAUUUAUGGAUCGAGCAAUUGAGCUGUGGCCCAGGCCACGGAAUAAGCAUCGGGAGCCUCGGUUGGACGUGGCAAGAACCCGGAGUGCGAGACGUGACGGUUAAAUCGGUUACACUCACGGAAACCCAAAACGGGGUUAGGAUAAAAACAUGGGCGAGGGACACCACAGCAUUCGUCCAUCGAGUUCUCUUCCAGCACAUAUACAUGCAAAAUGUCGGAAACCCGAUUUUUAUUGACCAAAAUUACUGUCCAAACCACAUGAACUGCCCGACCGAGGGAUCGGGCGUGAGAAUUAGCGACGUGACGUAUCAAGACAUAAGGGGAACCUCGGCCUCGCAUGUUGCGGUAAAUUUGGGGUGCAGUGGAAAAAACCCGUGCAACAGAAUCACCUUAAGCGAAGUCUUUCUUACCUACGGGAAGAACAAACCAGCGACCGCGUCCUGCGGCAACGCGCGUGGAACCGCGGUAGGGAAUGUCAACCCAGCCGGCUGCUUUUAGAAAGGGCCGCCACUGGCUUAAAUUUCUUUCUUAAAAAAGAAUUAAAUAUAAAAUUUUUGUUGAGACUUUUUCAGAAACGGUCAACUAAUUUGGCCAUCAAGGUCUAACAUUUCUCUUUUUCUUUUUUAGUCCUUUUUUUUUUCUGAAGGAAAAUUAUACUGUUUUUGUGUUAAUUAGUAGAAACACAAUAUGUAACUUUUGUAUUAUUAUUUUUGGAAUAUCCUUUUAUAUAUUAAUUAAUA
Molecule: messenger RNA, 1690 nt
Organism: Striga asiatica
Lineage: Eukaryota; Viridiplantae; Streptophyta; Magnoliopsida; Lamiales; Orobanchaceae
Source: the annotation of a GenBank genome assembly